AUGGACGAGCCCGUUCAGCGUGUCGACAGAAUCUUCAACUACGAUGACGGUCAUACACAACAGGUCUUUCAUUACAACCAUGACCGCGAUAGAGAUAUCGUCACAAGACUGAAUAUCAUUCAAGAACGCCAUGCCAAUGAAAGGGGCACAUCUACCGUCUGGCAGUGCGACCAAAUCGGUCACUACUGGGGCAUUGACCUCGAUGACGAACGCUACAUGGACAUCACAUUUGGAGACCAGCCUCACGACCGUAUGGUCUACCAUCUUGCCGUCGUAGCAGCCAACGCCCGCAACCCCAGAGACUAUUCCGAUGAUUUCAUGCAGGAUGAUGAACAUUUUGCCGAGUACACCAGAGCCUUCACCAACCUGGCUUUCCACAACAAGCAGAUCAAUGAGCACUAG
This is a messenger RNA of Aureobasidium namibiae CBS 147.97, 402 nucleotides long. RefSeq lists its product as uncharacterized. Lineage: Eukaryota; Fungi; Ascomycota; Dothideomycetes; Dothideales; Saccotheciaceae. The record is from RefSeq and is a predicted model, not a curated record. The coding region runs from base 1 to 402 and encodes 133 amino acids. The transcript is spliced from 2 exons.